GGACCAGAAGUGGAGAGAUUUUUCAAGGAGCCAAUCGCUGCUGGUAGGUGCGGCUGGAGGAGGUAAGGCAGCCUUUGUAAAAUACAAUUAGUCAAUGAACAAAUCUUAAUGCAGCUUCCAUUUGUAACGGCGUAGACUCCACAAUGACUGAAGCGAUACAGUCAGACUCCCCUGUGCUAUUUACGCAAGUCACUGUAUAUUCUCUCUUGGCAUGCGCUGCGCAGUUUGCUGCAGGAUACCUGUUUGCACAAAUAUGGGGCAAAAAGUGUUCAGUCACUGACCGAUGGGUUCUUGUGUGGUUGUUCUACGACGCAAUUGUCCACAUCACUUUGGAGGGACCAUUUGUGUACAUGUCCUUCGUUGGAACCGUGGCGACCUCAGACAACAUCCUUGCUGAGUUGUGGAAGGAAUAUGGGAAAGCAGAUUCACGCUGGCUGCAUUCAGAUCCCACCAUUGUGUCCCUGGAGCUGCUGACGGUGGUGCUGGACGGCUUUCUAGCUCUGCUGUUGGUUUACGCUAUAGUGAGGGAUAAGCACUACCGGCACUUCAUCCAGAUCACCCUGUGCGUGUGUGAACUCUAUGGGGGUUGGAUGACCUUUUGUCCGGACUGGUUAAUGGGAAGUCCCAGCUUGAACACCAGCAACUGGCUCUACCUGUGGGUGUACCUGGUGUUCUUUAACGGGGUGUGGGUAGUGGUGCCCGGCCUCCUGCUCUGGCAGUCCUGGCACGCACUCCAGAGUGCCCACCAUCUUCUGGGAGACGACUCACGGAAGAAGAAAUGACCCCUUCAGUCAACUACAUUUAAUUUACUCCCCCAGACAUCAAAUUAGUUAAGCUGAAAUGAUUGUGGGAUACAUGUUUGAUAAAUGGGAGGACCAGUGAUAAAUUCACCGGGCUCAUUUCACAGAUACUUUUCUUAUGGGUGUAUUCAACAAUAGACAUGUACAAAUAUUAUUGGUUGGUAAUCACUUAUACACCAUAACACAUCUGUGCGUGCAGGCACACACACACACACACGUCUCUUACAUGCAAGAAGCAUCUAAUUUUGUUUUACGUAGUACAAGUUAGGUUUUAUUUUUUAUUCCUGUCAAACAUAUUGUGAAUUAGUAAGGAUUGCCUACAUACUUUCAAUAAAUUAAUCUUCUUGUCCUGUGA
Messenger RNA from Alosa alosa (allis shad), 1155 nucleotides. RefSeq names its product EBP like (gene ebpl). Lineage: Eukaryota; Metazoa; Chordata; Actinopteri; Clupeiformes; Clupeidae. Bases 144 to 782 code for a protein of 212 amino acids. The record is from RefSeq and is a predicted model, not a curated record. Gene Ontology annotation, cellular component: membrane; endoplasmic reticulum. Gene Ontology annotation, biological process: sterol metabolic process. Gene Ontology annotation, molecular function: cholestenol delta-isomerase activity. The transcript has 4 exons.